Molecule: messenger RNA, 1026 nt
Organism: Closterium sp. Naga37s-1
Lineage: Eukaryota; Viridiplantae; Streptophyta; Zygnematophyceae; Desmidiales; Closteriaceae
Source: the annotation of a GenBank genome assembly
AUGGAAGUGCGCCACGUGGCAGCGGCGAUCAACGAGGCGGCAAUCCAGCGGGCUCUGGAGAUGGUCCACCCGUUUGCUAGAGAGAGGUAUGAGAGAGAGGGGAAGAAGGUGGUAUUUGGGGAGGAUAAGAUCGUGCCGAUCGAUGAGUGGAUCAAAUCUGAUGUGGAGUGGUUACCUAAGGAGGGCUUGAAGGAAAGAGAUGCGGAGGAUGAUAAGGAAGGAGUAAUUGGAGAAAGAGGGGUUGUGGUGGUGAGGUCGCCUGUUUUGAUUACUGCUGAUGAGAUUCUUCCCGCGGAGCUGAAGGGGAGGUUUGGGGGAAUGCACUAUGUGAAGGUGAUUACUGUAGCUCGUGCCAUGCAGUGGAUUAUGCUUGAUGCCUUUAGCUACCCUGCGUGUGCGCGCUGCACGCGCUCGCUGUCGGAGUACACGGUGCAGGGCCAGCAGGUCGCCACGUGGCGUCCGUGGCCGUGCAGCGAGUGCCAGCUGUCAGACCGCUCCGCGAAGCCGCUAGAGACCAUCGAGCGGCAGGCACACCUGUUCAAGCUCGAGACCAGGCCGAUUCCAUCUUCCGUGUGUCAGUCGCCCCUCUCCUUUCCCCUCUCAUCUACCCCCCAUUCCCCACCGUCCCUCGUUCUUUCGCGAAUGUUCACAUUGCAAUACUCCCAACACACGUCACGGCAGCUGUUGCUGGUGAUCCCUGGGGAGUCCCACCCGGUGUUUGGUAUGGCGUUUGACAAGGCGGCUCAGCCCCUCUCCUCUUUCCCCCCUUCCCCCUCUUCCCUCCACACAGCAGCUGCUGCUGGUGCUACCAGGGGAGUCCCACCCAGUAUGAGGGACGCCGUGCGGGGCACUGGCCAUGAGACCAGGCUCACUCGCAUCGUCCCACUCCCCCUCUCACACUCACCACACUCCCCUGCUCUCCCAUCACACUCUCUCUCACACACCACUGAAGCGUCAAGGGUGCCGUCGCCUUUUGCGCAGCUUCAGCUGCUGUUUGGGGAGGCCGAGCAGGGUGGAUGGGGCUAG